Messenger RNA from Anguilla rostrata (American eel), 2107 nucleotides. Its product is annotated as zinc transporter 6-like. Gene Ontology annotation, biological process: zinc ion transport; transmembrane transport. Gene Ontology annotation, molecular function: monoatomic cation transmembrane transporter activity. Gene Ontology annotation, cellular component: membrane; Golgi apparatus. Bases 157 to 1794 code for a protein of 545 amino acids. Lineage: Eukaryota; Metazoa; Chordata; Actinopteri; Anguilliformes; Anguillidae. The record is from RefSeq and is a predicted model, not a curated record. The transcript is spliced from 15 exons.
AGACACACAACCGGUACAGGGACCUCAACACCACCAAGCUAUGCUGAGGUUGUGGUCGUGCUUUAUUUUACAGCUUCGCGUUUACUCUUCGCUGAGGUUUGUCCCUUGCCAGUCGCCGUUGCCGGUAAGCUGUUUUGGCUUGAGCAGUGGUCCAAAAUGGCGAUGGACUACGCGUCCACGUCCACAGCUGGGCUUUCCUACCAAAAUGUUGGGGAUUACUACCCCAGAAAACUCGGCCCCAAGCCCGAUGUUGUUCCGUGUGGAGUGACCGAGAGGAAAGUGAGUCCACUGGACAAACCUGACAUGGUGGCGGUGGAUGUUAUCAGCAUCAAUGAACCAGAUAUUCCAGUUCACCGGAAAAAGCAGGAAACGGAUACGUACGUUUUGACUUCCUUUCAGCCAUUCCGUCGGACGCACCGGUCUUUCCUGGGGAAGUUUAAAGCAGAACUGCGGCUGGUCACUGGAGACAGACGGUCCUGGAGGAUCCUGCUGUUUGGCUUCCUGAACGUGAUCUGCACCGGCUGCCUGCUCAUGUGGUGCAGCUCCACCAACAGCAUGGCCUUAACUGCCUACAGCUACCUCACCAUCUUUGACUUCUUCAAUUUGAUUACCUGCCUGGUCAGCUUCUGGGUGACCAUGAAGAAAGCCAGUCCUGCAUAUUCCUUUGGGUACGAGAGGUUUGAGGUUCUGGCAGUCUUCGCCUCCACUGUAUUGGCUCAGCUCGGAGCUCUUUUCAUCCUCAAAGAGAGUGUGGAGCGCUUCAUGGAGCAGCCAGAGAUUCACACGGGUCGCCUCCUGGUCGGUACUUUCGUGGCUCUUUUCUUCAACCUGCUCACCAUGCUGUCCGUCAAGAACAAGCCCUUCAUGUACGUCUCUGAAGCCGCCAGCAGCAGUUGGCUCCAGGAGCAUGUAGCAGACCUGAGCCGCAGCCUGUGCGGAAUCGUCCCGGGCCUCAGCAGUGUCCUCCUGCCACGCAUGAACCCCUUCGUCCUGAUCGACCUGGCCGGGGCCCUGGCUCUCUGCAUCACCUACGCGCUCAUCGAGAUCAAUGACUACAGUGCGGUGGACACGGCGUCUGCAUUCGCCAUCGCUCUGAUGACAUUCAGCACCAUGUAUCCCAUGAGCGUCUACAGCGGGAAAGUUCUGCUCCAGACCACACCCUCGCAUGUGAUUGGUCAGCUAGAUAAACUGCUUCGGGAGGUGUCCACACUGGACGGGGUGCUGGAGGUGAGGAAUGAGCACUUCUGGACCAUUGGAUUCGGCUCACUGGCGGGCUCUGUACAUGUCCGGAUUCGGCGGGACGCCAGCGAGCAGAUGGUUUUGGCGCACGUGACGAGCCGCCUCUCAGCGCUGGUCACCGCGCUGACCGUCCAGAUAUUCAAAGACGACUGGACGCGCCCGUCCUUAGCGACCGGCGUGCUUCCGGCGGGGGCCAUGACCCCCGUGGAAUACGGGGUCCCGCCCGGACCCGCCAAACACGCCGAGGAGGCCGACCCGCUCACCUCCACCCCGUCGAAACUCAGCAGCCCGCCCCCCGAGUUCUCCUUCCACACGCCCGGCCGGCACGCGCACCCCCUCAUCCUCCCCAGCGCCCAGCAGCAGCACAGGCCCCACAGCCUGGGGCUCGCCUACGGAGCCGGCCCCUACGGGAGCAUGCUCGGGCUGGGCAUGGCCAGGCCAGGCGGGGCGCCCGGCGUCCCCCCGGCACAGGGCUUCAGAACUGCUUUGGGCUCAGUCCCGCACAGAUACGGAGCCCAGCCUGGCUCCACACAGUUUGGGCUGUACCGGCCCUGAUUCCGGCCCUGAUUCUGGCCCAGCCCACUCAGUGACCAGAGGGACAGAGCAAGCGGAGCACAUAGUAUUUAUUUCCAUGUGGUUCAGACUUCCAGAUUCUUUUUUUUUUGUUGCCGUUGCCUCCUUGACCGUUGUUUUUUAUAUGCCAUUAUUAUUCCUGAAAACUGAAAAUGUUUCUGAGAGCACAAAUGACCGAACAUGUAAGAAAAGUACCCUUCAGGCCAUUCCACUAAAGAUGACUGGUGUCUUUCUGUACUGAACUUUGUAUUAUCAGGUAAAACUGACUAUUAUAAUUAGAAGGUUAUGGACAUUA